This is a messenger RNA of Danio rerio (zebrafish), 1512 nucleotides long. It is a transcript of the gene psmd7, whose product is annotated as proteasome 26S subunit, non-ATPase 7. The record is from RefSeq and is marked provisional. Gene Ontology annotation, molecular function: peptidase activity. Lineage: Eukaryota; Metazoa; Chordata; Actinopteri; Cypriniformes; Danionidae. Gene Ontology annotation, cellular component: proteasome regulatory particle.
AACUGGCGUGCUGAACAACAGAAAAGCACUAUUUAUCCUCAAAAGUUUCGGAUUUAUUGAGUAAAAAUGCCGGACUUGGCGGUAGAAAGGGUCGUCGUUCAUCCUUUGGUGCUACUGAGUGUCGUGGACCAUUUUAACAGGAUUGGUAAAGUUGGCAGUCAGAAGCGAGUUGUUGGUGUUCUGCUGGGCUCGUGGCAGAAGAAAGUGCUUGAUGUUUCCAACAGCUUUGCUGUGCCUUUCGAUGAGGAUGACAAGGAUGAUUCAGUUUGGUUCUUGGACCACGACUAUCUGGAGAAUAUGUACGGCAUGUUCAAGAAAGUCAACGCAAGGGAGAGAAUAGUUGGAUGGUACCACACGGGCCCAAAGCUGCACAAGAAUGAUAUUGCCAUUAAUGAACUCAUGAAACAGUACUGUUCUAAUUCGGUUUUAGUAAUUAUUGAUGUGAAACCCAAAGACCUGGGUUUGCCGACUGAAGCGUACAUCUCAGUGGAGGAAGUGCAUGAUGAUGGAACUCCCACAUCUAAGACAUUUGAACAUGUGACCAGUGAGAUUGGGGCAGAAGAGGCGGAGGAAGUGGGUGUGGAGCAUUUACUGCGCGAUAUCAAGGACACGACGGUUGGCACUUUGUCGCAGCGCAUCACCAAUCAGGUGCAUGGUCUGAAGGGCCUCAACUCCAAACUUCUGGAUAUCAAGAGUUACCUGGAGAAAGUUGCAACCGGCAAACUACCCAUCAACCACCAGAUCAUCUACCAGCUCCAGGACGUGUUCAACCUGCUGCCUGACGUCAACCUGCAGGAGUUCGUCAAGGCCUUCUAUCUCAAAACCAACGAUCAGAUGCUGGUGGUUUACCUGGCCUCGCUCAUCCGCUCCGUAGUGGCGCUCCACAAUCUCAUCAAUAACAAAAUCGCCAACCGCGACGCUGAGAAGAAGGAAGGCCAGGAGAAAGACGACAGCAAGAAAGAAAAGAAGGAUGAGAAGGAUAAAGACAAGGACAAAGACAAGGAAAAGGACGCUUCAGCCAAGAAAGAAGACAAAAAGGAUAAGAAAUAAACUGGCAUGAACUUGGGCUUACACAAACUUGGCUGAAUAACGAGGAAGUCUGCGUUUGUUUGCUUCUCUUGUUUAAAACAAAAAAUCUAUCUAAAUCAGCCGUUGUGUCUGUCUUUUUGAUAUAAAGGACUCGUUUUCUGUUUUGCGAUUCAUUCAGAUCUCCCUCUGAUGGUUGAUGUUUCUGUUUUGACCAAGGUUGAUGUAUUCAACAUUAUAAUCACCAUUAUUAGACCAUCAAGACAGGUGUUAAAGCAAAGUCCAACUGCAGCCGCAUCCUUGUAUUUACACUGAUGAGAUUUUUUUUUUAUUAUUAUUAUAAAAACCAAUGUCAAACAAACUCAUGCAGCUUAACCUGUUUUAUUUCGUUCACUACAUGCAAAGUGUACAGUAACCAAAGCACAUCUGCAAAACAUGUCUAGUUUUCAGCGAAAUCAGAAAUAAAAAGAUCGGCUUUAUAAUAAA